Messenger RNA from Dovyalis caffra, 632 nucleotides. The record is from the annotation of a GenBank genome assembly. NCBI's taxonomy places the organism in Eukaryota, Viridiplantae, Streptophyta, Magnoliopsida, Malpighiales, Salicaceae.
AUGAAGAUUGAAGAAGGAGCAACAGAAAACAAAGAGAUUGACAGGGAGGAGAUGGAGAUGGUACCACAAGAUGAAUCAGAAGGGUCGAGGAGACAUCAACCAUGGACAAAGCAAAUCACAGUAAGAGGAGUCAUAGUAAGCAUUCUUAUUGGAGCCAUCUACAGUGUGAUAGUUAUGAAGCUAAACCUCACAACAGGGCUAGCUCCAAACUUUAAUGUCUCUGCUGCACUUCUUGCCUUUGUCUUUGUUCGAUCCUGGACAAAAAUGCUUCAAAAGGCAGGCUUAGUGGUCAAACCCUUUACUCGGCAAGAGAACACAAUGAUACAAACUUGUGCUGUUGCAUGCUAUAGCUUAGCACAUGGAGGUGGUUUUGCUUCUUAUCUUUUGGGAUUAAACAAGAAGACAUAUGAGUUGUCAGGGGUGCAUACUGAAGGAAAUCGUUCAGCUGAUAUAAAGGAACCUGGAUUUGGUUGGAUGACUGGAUACCUUUUCCUAGUUUGCUUUGUUGGUCUUUUUGUGUUGAUUCCACUUAGAAAGAUUCUGAUUGUAGACAUGAAUUUAACUUAUCCAAGUGGCUUGGCAACUGCAGUUCUCAUCAAUGGUUUCCAUAACCGAGGAGAUAAGAUGGCAAA